Anopheles bellator is the source of this 1244-nucleotide messenger RNA. RefSeq lists its product as uncharacterized. The coding region runs from base 1 to 1227 and encodes 408 amino acids. The transcript has 3 exons. NCBI's taxonomy places the organism in Eukaryota, Metazoa, Arthropoda, Insecta, Diptera, Culicidae. The record is from RefSeq and is a predicted model, not a curated record.
AUGGAGUGCUCGAACGACGAACGUGUCGUGCCGGCGUGGCUGAAUGACGAGUUCUUUCUGGACGUAAUCCGUAGCUUCACGCGGGACUCUGGCACCCGGCUGUGUCACGGUUGCAAGCUACGUCCGGGCACGAAACCGGGCGACCAUUUUGCCAGCGUCAUGUACCGUACGACCAUCCACUACCGGACGUCCGGAAGUCAUGGCAAAGAAGCUGCGCUGGCCGUGAUCAUGAAGAUAAAACCGUUCGAGUCGGGCAUCAAGAAAGACACGCUCGGUGACAGUGACCUGUUCGAGAGGGAAGUGGCCAUCUACAGUAAGGUGCUACCGGAAAUGGCACGGCAUCUGCAGGCGAUGGGCGAAACGCUCAAUUACCCGAGGCUGGUCUAUGCCGCUGAUAAACCACACACGAUUCUCAUCCUCGAGGACGUCAGUGGCAAAGGCUGGACAACGGGACAGUACAUAAAAAAAUUCGAAGAGGUAGUGCCAGCGGUGAAAGCCAUCGCCAAGUUUCACGCAGCUUCGGUGGUUGUGGAGCAGGAAGAUUCUUCUUUCAGGGCCGACCAUAAGUGUGACAUUGGCGGCAAGUUACGAACCCUCGACGGGUUGACAAAGAAAUCGCUAGAGGAACUGUUGGACCUGAUGCGCUCCAGUCCGGAUGAGUUUCCCGAGCAAUUGCUGCAGCCCGUGGAGAAGCUUAAGACAACGCUUCUGGAUGCCCUACUCGAAAGCUAUCAGCCCUCCGUGGGCUGCCAGAAUGUACUCGUUCACGGGGAUUUCCAUUCGAAAAAUCUACUGCACCAGUUCACGGCCGACGGUACGAUCUGCGAUACCAUGCUGAUCGACUUCCAAAUCUGUAGCUGGACAACGCCGAGCGUGGAUUUGCACUACCUACUCGACACGAUCAUCGACCAGUCGCUGAAAGAGACGCAUCGGAAUGAGAUUGUUCACCUGUACUACCAAGAGUUUCGGAGAAUCCUGCAGGGCUUGGGAUACGUGGGCCAGAUACCCCGACUGUGGGAGCUACAGAUUGAGCUGCUUCGAACGGGGGCGCUGGAGCUGUUCCACUACGUAACGCUGUUUCCUUUCCGGUUCAUCGAUCGCUCACAGAUCAACUUCGAGGCGAUGCUGUCGGGCAAGGCGAAGAAUCCCGCGGCCAGCAAUGCCGUUUACCGGAAUGUCAUGAGAACCGUGUUGAAGCGGUUCCUAUACCAGGGCGUGAUGCAAUGAGCUGCGCAAAGUUUCGU